CAGUUGUAGAUCAUUGUCUGUGGUUGUGUAGUUUUCUUGGGUUUCGGAUGGCUUUGCUUUCUUUCAUAAAUUUUUCAUUAUUUAUCAUGUGAAUGUUUGGUAUAUUGUAAUUUCUGUUAGGUAGCCACUAACAAAAAGCUUAAGUGAAACAGUUGCCACACAAGCAGCAGUCAUGGUGCCUGUUGCAAUUGAAGGAUGUAACCAAGGGACGGAAGGUGGUGGAGCUCGAGGUGGUUCAAUCUCUUUGGCAUUGCUGAUCGACUUCAUCGUUCAAAGAACAUACGAUGAACUUACGGUGCUGGCGGAGCUGUUGCCCCGCAAAACAGACAUGGAGCGCAAAAUCGAAAUUUACAAAUUCAGUGCACGCACUCGUCAGCUGUUUGUACGUCUCCUGGCCCUGGUGAAGUGGGCAAGCAGUGCAACAAAAGUGGACCGCUCGGCUCACAUCAUGGCCUUUUUGGAUAAACAGGCACUGCUGUUUGUAGAAACUGCAGAUGUUUUAGCAAGAGUUGCCCGUGAAACUCUAGUACAUGCCCGCCUGCCCACAUUCCACAUGGCGGCAGCGGUAGAAGUGCUCACACUAGGCACAUACAGCCGGCUUCCAGCCGUGAUCCGGGAGCGCCUCGUGCCGCCGCCGACGCUGACGCCGGCCGAACGGCGCUCCACGCUGCGGGCGCUCGCACAUGUCGUAAGACAGCGGCUCACCACAGCAUCAUUGCCUACUGAUGUUCGUAACUUGAAGGUGGAAAACGGCCGAGCUACAUUCUCAGUUGGCCAAGAGUUUAGCGUGUCAUUAACAGUGAUGGGUGAUGCUCCCAAUCUUCCAUGGCGAUUGUUAGACAUAGCUAUCUUGAUUCAAGACAAUGAAACAGGAGAAGGCAAGCCUCUUGUUCAUAGCUCUCAACUAGCUUGGCUUCGUGGGGUGGCACAAGCUCGACUUGCCGCCGCCGGCUUGGGCGGCGCUCUCUCUGCUCUGCGAUACUUUUGCCGCUCCCUCUCCCUGGAACUCUUGUAUACGCAGACACUAAGACUGUGCCGCGAUCGCUUGGCAAAGCACCUACAAGUUGACAAGUACAUACCUGGACAGAAACUUCAAGUUUCCUACUGGAGGGAAUUAGGGUGCGAGCUCGGUUACCGGCUCAUAAUUGGCGCGGAGGGCGAGUCGCUGUGCGUAUGGCACGUGCCCGCGUUGACGGGCGGCGAGCGCGUGUCGGCCGCGCUGACGCCUCACGCGCCGUCCAUGGAGCGGCUGCUGGCGCACACGGUGCACGUGCGCUCGCGGCAGCGGCUCAACGACCUCAAGGUGCUGCUCAACGACCUCGGGGUAGAGUGCAGCGUGGGCGGCUGGCCGUGCGUACUAGCGUGCUCGGUAGUAUGGCCGUGCCUACGCGCCGAGCAGUUGCUAAUUUGCGUGGGCGCGCACGGCGGCCGACUGCGCGCGCGCGUGCCCGCCUACCCUGCGUCCCCACGAAUGCCCGACUUAGCGCGAGCACUGGCGGCUACAGACUUACCGCAGAUUAAAGCACUACUUACGCAGCUCAGAUUCUGGCUCGUAGCGCGCCGUUGUGAGAAAACCUUACAGCAUCUCCCUGCAAGCGUAUGCGAGCACCUACCGUUCCUACACGGGCCCGAUCACCCGCUCAACAAACUGUCGCCUGAUCGACUCUACGUCACGCUUCAUAGACACACUGAUCACAUACUAAUAGUGGAGAUGAAGGAGGUAGCAGCGGGCAGCACGGCGACCACGAGCAGCAGCAGCAACAGCGGCAGCGCGUGCUCCGUGGCGCUGGCCUUCCACCUGGCCGGCGCGCGCCGCUGCACGCCCGACGAGUGCGAGGACGAGCAUUCUGCGGCGGUGGUAGCGGCUGGCGGGCAAGCGAGUGUGGCCCGCGCGUUCUUCAAGAUACACUCAUUGGUUGAGCUGGACACUUUCACACUCACUCACGGGCCUUUCACGCCUCUCGAUACGCCAGGUAUGCAGCCGGGCAAGCGCAAGCUGUCAAGCGGCGGCGCGCGGUCGGUGCGCGUGCGGCAGCCCGCCUACUUCCUGCCCGAGCUGGCGCACGUCGUGGCCGCCGCCGACGAGCGCGUGCCCUUCGUCAACCUGGCGCAGGAGCUCGCAGCCCGCGGUGUAACUCACGGCGGCGUCCAACCGGAAUGGUGUGGCUCCGCCCUAGGCAUGCGUAUCGUAGCGCUGCCUCGACCUGAAGGCGCUCCCGCCGGCGCCGCAGCCGCGCUGCGCGAGCGAUUACUAGCUGCUACGGUGCGGUUGACUACCAAGAACCAAGCGCGCGUGUGGACCGCAGAGAUAGUGUUCCAUGGUUCGCCCGUACGCACGCCUAACCCGAAAGAGCAAGGCGAGCGUCGCUGCGUGUACCUGCAGUACGAGCUGGGCACGGACGCGGGCCGCACGGCCGACGCCUUCCUGGCCGACUGGGCCGCCAUCGUGCAUCUACAUACGCUGCUGCACGACUUCAUGCUGCGCCCUGCACAAGAACGCGACAUGAUGUGGCAAGGCGUAUGCAUCCGUUCCUACACGUACCGCUCGCUGGUGAUCGGGUUCGGCGCGUCGCAGCGGGCGACAGCCGUUCUGCAGUGGAGCGCCGCGGCGCAGCGCUACACCGUGGCCACGCCCGCGCACCAGCCCGCCGCCAACGCGCACCACCUGCUGCACCACCACCUCGACCACUACAUCAACUGGCACAAAGACCUAAUGUCACUAGGCGUAGUUCUGCGCGAGACCUACGCACCAUUGCUAGCGCUGAGCCGGCUGCCCGCGCUGCCGCAGCUAGGGUUGCACCACGUGCGCACGCAGAUGCCCACGCCGACAUUCACGCUGCUAGCGCAUUCUUGGCGCAAGAUACGUAUCAUCUACGCUGGCGCGUACUCAUUGGAAAUUGGCAUACGAGGCGGUGGCAUGGUCACAAUACGUGAUGGCUCCUUCUCCAAGUUUGACAGAAGUUCAGUUGUGGAUGAAUUUGCCCCGGCUCAAGGACUCAAGGCGUUUUUGUCACGUUACGUCGAAGAGAGUAUAAGUUCAAGACUGUUAGCCGAAGAUGAUAACCCGCCUUCUCCCAUGUCUCCAAUGCCACCAGGUGGUCUCCGCUUCCCGGCGCCGCUGACGCCGCCGCAGCCGCACACGCCGCACUCGGCGCCCGUCACGCCGCACCCCGCCUCUCCAGCACAACACCAGAUGGGGGCCGGCUCCUUCAACCUGACGUCACCGCCCGGCGGCGCGGGCGCGGCAGGCGGCGGGGGCGCGGGCGUGUCCGCGUCGCCCGCGUCUCCUCUAGCGCCGUCUCCUUUAGCCGCGCCCGCCGCGUCGCCGCAUCCGCCGCCAACCUCACCCUUCACGACCUGGCCCGGCUCACCCUCGCUACCACGACCCUCGCCCGGACACCACCCGUCGCCGCGGCAUCAUCUUGACCAUAAAGGUCCACAAGCCACGGGUUCAACAGCAUCGGGCGGGCGUGUGCUCCUAGGCGGUCGCGCGUGGGCGGGCGCUACAGCCACGCCCCUACCCGUAGCCAAGCUGGAGACGCUGUGCACGCCGUGCGAGCCGCCGCCCAACGCGCCGCCCGGCCCGCCGCUGGCGCCGCUGCAGCGCUUCCUGGCCUGCGUCUACAUGAAGCGCACGCUGCAGCGCUUCGUGCAGCAGGAGGAGUUCCUAACAAUGGUAUCCGUGGAGGCGACGAGCCUGACGUUCCGCUGCGACGCGGCCGGGCUGGCGGCGCGCGUGGCGCUGCACCCGGCGCACCUGCAGGCGCUGCACCUGCAGCUCACGCCGCUGCCCGACCACAAGGACAACUGGGCGGCCGACGACCUGCAGGUGAUGGAGAAGUUCUUCGACCAGCGCGUCGCAGUAGCUCCAUACCGUGCCACAGCGCUGCAAGGCUGGGCACGUGUAUGGGGCGCGCCGGCCGCCGCGCUGCCGUCGCUCGUGGCGCUCAUGCGCGCCGACCUGGCGCCGCUCGCGCUGCAGCACGCGCCCGCCUGGCACCUGCACUGGGCGCUGCGCAUCCCGCCCGCCGCGCCGCAGAUAGUGCCCGCGGGACAACCCGCCGUGCUGCUGGCCAAGCACAAGAUACUCUUCUUUAUAUGCCUAACUCGUGGUGACACACAACUGGUGCUGCCGCUCGUAUACGAUAUGCAAUCAAACGUAACGCAGCUCGCUGACAAACGAGACUCGCAGCCGCAUCUUAUCGCGGUCAGCUUGCAUCUCAAACGUUUCAACGAGUUCAACCAGUCGCACGCGGAGUGUACUCUAUGGCCGGCAGUACGCGACCUGCUCACAAACUUCACGCUGCCGCAAGACGCGCCGCAGCCGCCCGCGCCGCCGCCGCCCUAGCGCGGCCUCGCCCGCCCGGGCUAUGGGGGCGUGGCCUAGGCACCCGGUGACUCAAUGAUACGUGCCUAACUUCAGAUUGAAUACUUUGUC
This is a messenger RNA of Ostrinia furnacalis (Asian corn borer), 4438 nucleotides long. It is a transcript of the gene MED14, whose product is annotated as mediator complex subunit 14. Gene Ontology annotation, cellular component: core mediator complex; mediator complex. Gene Ontology annotation, molecular function: transcription coregulator activity. Bases 173 to 4348 code for a protein of 1391 amino acids. Lineage: Eukaryota; Metazoa; Arthropoda; Insecta; Lepidoptera; Crambidae. Gene Ontology annotation, biological process: regulation of transcription by RNA polymerase II. The transcript is spliced from 24 exons. The record is from RefSeq and is a predicted model, not a curated record.